Molecule: messenger RNA, 2322 nt
Organism: Lachancea fermentati
Lineage: Eukaryota; Fungi; Ascomycota; Saccharomycetes; Saccharomycetales; Saccharomycetaceae
Source: the annotation of a GenBank genome assembly
AUGUCUAGCCUAGAGGAUCUGAUCCCUACAGUUAACAAACUGCAGGAUGUAAUGUAUGAUGCUGGUAUUGAUACUUUAGAUCUGCCCGUAUUAGCUGUUAUCGGAUCACAAUCGUCUGGGAAGUCAUCGAUCUUAGAGACUUUGGUUGGCAAGGACUUUUUACCAAGAGGGACUGGCAUCGUUACCAGAAGACCAUUGGUUUUGCAGUUGAUUAAUAUCCCAGAGGAUUCAUCUUCGAUCCCUGAAGUCGAUGAACAGAAAUCAGAAUCCCAAUCGCCACGCGAGAACGAUGACAGUAACGAAAUGACUUUGGAGCAACAUUUGAGGAAAAAUACAGGCUAUCAAUCAAAUUCGGUAGUUGAAUGGGGGGAAUUUUUGCAUAUACCUGAUCGUCGUUUUUAUGAUUUCAAAGAAAUAAAGCAGGAGAUUGAGAAUGAAACAGCUCGCAUUGCUGGGAAGAACAAGGGAAUAAGUCGAAUCCCGAUUAACCUUAAGGUUUUUUCACCAAAAGUUCUGAAUUUGACCUUAGUGGAUCUUCCAGGAAUUACGAAAGUUCCAAUUGGGGAGCAACCCGCUGAUAUUGAAAGGCAAAUAAAAAAUCUGAUUUUGGAAUACGUCGCAAAACCCAACUGUAUAAUACUCGCAGUUUCCCCUGCUAAUGUGGAUCUAGUUAAUUCAGAGUCGCUAAAACUUGCCCGCGAAGUAGACCCCUUGGGGAAAAGAACAAUUGGUGUCAUUACAAAACUGGAUCUGAUGGAUAGUGGUACUAAUGCGUUAGAUAUCCUUUCUGGAAAGCUUUAUCCGCUAAAGCUUGGCUUUGUCGGAAUUGUAAACCGCUCCCAACAGGACAUCUUGCUCAAUACCACUGUCGAAGAAUCGUUAGAUAAUGAGGAGCAAUUUUUUAGUCGUCAUCCUGUUUACAGAACUAUCUCCACUCGUUGCGGUACAAGAUACCUAGCAAAGUUGCUUAAUCAAAUUUUGAUGAAUCACAUAAGAGACAAAUUGCCAGAUAUAAAAGCAAGGCUGAAUACGCUCAUAGGACAAACAGAGCAAGAACUAGCUACUUAUGGAGGUACAGGGAUAAUAACAAAUGAAAACAAAGCAGGGUUGGUUCUCCAAUUAAUGAAUAAGUUUGCGACUAAGUUCAUUUCAUCCAUUGAUGGAACGUCUUCAGAAAUAAGUACUAAGGAACUUUGUGGUGGGGCAAGAGUCUACUAUAUCUACAAUAACAUUUUCGGGCACUCUCUGAAAUCUAUCAACCCUACAGCUAAUUUAUCCACCUCUGACAUACGGACUGCCAUAAGAAACUCCACGGGGCCAAGGCCAUCACUUUUUGUUCCUGAAAUGGCGUUUGACCUGCUCGUGAAGCCUCAAAUUCAUCUGCUACUGGAACCUUCCCAACGUUGUGUUGAACUGGUUUAUGAGGAAUUAAUGAAGAUUUGUCAUAAUUGUGGCUCGCCUGAGCUAGCUAGAUAUCCUAAAUUGCAGUCAAAGCUUAUUGAAGUUGUUAGUGAUUUACUCAGGGAACGAUUAGGACCCACGAGAUCAUAUGUUGAAAGCUUGAUUGAUAUUCACAGAGCAUACAUCAAUACAAAUCAUCCAAAUUUUCUCAGUGCUACGGAAGCAAUGUCCGACAUCAUUGAGACAAGGAGGAAGAAACGGCAAAUUUUGAAAAGAAAGCAAGGAAGUUCGCCGGGUGAUCAACAAGAUUUGCCAAAUCAGCAUUCCGCGGCGGCGAAACAAGGAAGCGUUCAAAGUGGUACUUCGAAAUUGGAUUCAGACACGGCUGUCACAAGUGAGAGUGACUCCGAUGAAGAUGAACAAAGAAGUAUGAAGCAUUCGAAAGACUCAUUUUUGAACUACUUUUUUGGUAAAGACCAGAAAAUGGGAACUGAAUCAUCAUUAUUACAAAAUAAACCUUUCCAAGCGUAUACUGGUUCAAAUACCAUUGAAGGGCAAAUUACACUGGAUUUGCACAAUUUACAGCUUUCAGACCCUUCCAGCGAUAAUUCGCCAUCAGAUUUACCUGAACUGAGCGAGAGAGAAGAACUUGAAUGUGAGUUAAUAAGAAGGCUAAUUGCUUCGUAUUUCGGUAUUGUUAGAGAGAUGAUCCAAGAUCAAAUUCCUAAAGCGGUCAUGUGUUUAUUAGUGAAUUUCUCUAAGGAAAGUGUGCAAAAUAGGCUAGUAACUAAGCUUUACAAAGACGCAUACUUUGAUGACUUAUUGAUGGAAGACCAAAAUUUGGCGCAAGAUCGCGAAAAGUGUGUCAAACUGUUAAAGACGUAUAAGGAUGCCUCAAAUAUUAUUGGAGAUAUCUUAUAA